UAGAACGACGCCAAGCUCAGUGCACGGUGUCCAAAGAUUGCGCCCCAGAGGCAAUCGUCCAGCUUCUCGCAGCAGAUUCUCGGCGAACUGAUUCAAUUUAACUUUUCCGUUGAGCUCGUCCGGAUCGUUCGUCUUCUUCGUCCUCAAUCUAGAGUUUUUUCUGUGCUGAACUUCUUGAAGUUCUUGACGAUAUCUCGGUAGUUCGCGUGCGUGUGUAAAACUCGUUAGUUUGGUAUCAAGAAAAGUUCAAAAGUGACGUUUUUUUUACUCUCUCUCCUAGUGUCCAGAUAGCCCAAGUAGAAAUAGCGUGAAAAAAGUUUUUAUUUUGCUGAAAUAGUUCCAAGAUGGCAAAGUUUCCGGCACUGAUGGCGAUUUGUGCCGUCGUUUGCGGUUUAGUCACGCUCACGGCAGGCCACACGUACAAAACCGGGGAGUGUCCGCCGGUGGAACCGAUGAACGACUUCGAGAUGAAAAAGUUCACCGGCGUGUGGUACGUGAUCCAGAAGACCGGCACCGCGUCCACCUGUGUCAUCUACAACAUCACCAAGAGCGAGGACCCCGGCGAGUACGACAUCGAGCAGCGGUCCCAGCGAGCCCCGCUCUCGGUUGGCCCCUUCAAGCACGAGUACAGCUACACCGGCAAGCUGACCGCGACCGACCGGGACGUGCCCGCCCGGAUGACCGCCCGGUUUCCGUUGAGUGUUGCCGGUUCCGCUAAAUUUGUCGUCUUUAUGAGCGACUUUGAAACCUACGCCGGGGUGUUCUCCUGUCAGAAGAUCCCACUCGGUCACCGUCAGAGCGCAACGAUUCUGUCCCGCACGCGCGAUCUGGACAAGAUCUACGUCGACAAGAUUCGCAACCGGCUCGCGAGCUUCUCGGUGGAUCCGUUCGACCUGAGCAUCAUCAACCAGACCGGGUGUCCGAAGGAGGGCGAAGCCGGCUGGAACAUCCACGUCGACACCAACACCUUCUCGGCGAAGAACAUCGCGAACGUGUUCCGCAAGGCCGGCGAGAAGAUCGGCGACGGGUUCGAGUACGCCGUCAACGCCGGCAAAAAGAUUUAUAACCAAUACACCGACUCGAGCAACGAACAUGGCGCAACCACCACCAACAAUGGCCAUCGUGCGGAACGUUUGACGGUGUCACAGGAACCGGAUGCCGAGUGGUUGCCUUGAAAAGGGGAACGGGAGAGCUAUUUUGGGGGGAAGUGUGUCGAUAUGAAUGGUUUCGAAUAAUUUACUCAGAUACGUCAGCGAAGAAAAUUUUAACGAAAUUGAGGCAAAAUAAAGUGAUUGACAAUAAACAUAAA
Molecule: messenger RNA, 1309 nt
Organism: Culex quinquefasciatus (southern house mosquito)
Lineage: Eukaryota; Metazoa; Arthropoda; Insecta; Diptera; Culicidae
Product: apolipoprotein D
Exons: 5
Coding region: 345-1175 (276 amino acids)
Molecular function (GO): pigment binding
Source: RefSeq, a predicted model, not a curated record